Messenger RNA from Nylanderia fulva, 1572 nucleotides. RefSeq names its product beta-1,4-glucuronyltransferase 1. Lineage: Eukaryota; Metazoa; Arthropoda; Insecta; Hymenoptera; Formicidae. The record is from RefSeq and is a predicted model, not a curated record.
CGAACGUCACCCCUGUGCCAGUACGACACGGCGGAUGUUCCUCGGAGGACUCGCCGUUUGCGCUUGAUAAUAUGGAACAUUGUUGUACCGUUCUCGAUCGACGACGAGAUCGAGGAAUUCCUGAGACAAGAAAGCGAUGCGCAGCCUUGCUCGCAAGCUACUAGUAUGGCCGGCGUUAGUGCUGUCCUUCCUGGUGGCCUGUCGUUUGCUGUUCGGCCGCGACUUUCGAUUGCCGACGACGACGAUCGUUUUUCACGACGACGGUAGUAUCUCGAUGCCCAGCGGUGAUCACGCAAAUUCGCAGCAAGACUCCAAACCGCCCACCUAUGCGGCAGGCAUGUACAUGGCGGGUCGACGACCCCGGAACGAAAGUGUUUGCAGGUGGUAUCACGGCCUGCCGGAUGUCCUUUCUUAUCCACCGUCCAGACUCACUUGGAGCCCCGAGAUCGGUGAAAAGAGCCCUUACAGGGUCCUACCGUUCGUGUUGCGCGGUGCCACCGAAGCGACAGACGGGUUGCCCCAGGUCACGCUGUCCACCCACGCCACCGCCGAUCAGGUUUACGGGAUCGUGGAGCUGGCCAGACGAUGGGAGGGACCUCUCAGCCUGGCGGUGUUCGCGCCGGGCCUCGACGCCGGCCUCGCUGUCGCUCAGCUUGAUCGGGCCUGUCGGUGCGAGCCUGCCAUGUACAAGGUCUCCGUCCACCUGGUGUUUCCGGCCGGUCGACCUCCCGCUUUGAGUGCGAUCAGUCCAGGCGAUGCUCGAGGCGACUGCGCCGCUUCCGAUCUUCAGUGGAGACAAGCCGAGACCGAGAGGCGAAAGAGGAGCAUGACGUAUCCGAUCAACGUCGCCCGGAACGUGGCCAGGACGACGGCAAACACGUCCUGCGUGCUGGUGUCGGACAUCGAGCUGCUGCCGAGCGCGCGGCUGGCUUCCGGUUUCAUGGACAUGAUACAUCAGAGGCCGCCCAAGGUCGGCGUAGUCUUCGUCGUGCCCGUCUUCGAGAUAGAGUCCAAUGAACCGCCACCGGCGACAAAGCGCGAGCUCCUCACCGCAUGCCGAGCCGGUCUAGCGGUGUAUUUUCAUAGAUUCCUCUGUCCGCACUGCCAGCGAUUUCCCGGACUGACCAGGUGGCUGAUCAGACCCGAUCCAGGCAGGAUUCGACCGUUGAUCAUCACCAAAAGGGAAUAUCCGCAUCACAGGUGGGAGCCGGUUUUCAUCGGUACCCGCGAGGAUCCGCUCUAUACGGAAGAGAUGUCCUGGGAAGGAAAACAGGAUAAGAUGGCUCAGAUGUUCGAGAUGUGUCUUCUGAAUUAUCGGCUAGUUGUGCUCGAUGGUGCCUUUUUAGUGCAUACUCCGGGAAUCAAGCGGAAAACGCACAAGAUCAUUACGGCUACGCAGGAGUUCUUCCGGCCACAUGAGAGGCGAAACGCCAGGAUUUAUCAGCGCGUCACAAAACGUCUGAUCAAACAAUAUCCGAUUAAUCGUAGAUGCGCACAAUGAGAUGAUAAUCCUUUUCUUCCUGAAAAAAAAAGAUAGAAUUAGAAAGAAAUAAAGAAAAAGAGCACGCGGUG